UUUCUGCAGUCCCUGGUGAGCAUCAAGCAAGAGAAGCCUAGCGAGCAGGAGGAGGAGGAGCAGCAGCAGCCACAGCACCACCACCACUACGGAGGGCUCUUUGGGGGAGCAACAGAGGAGAGGUCCCCUGGCCUGGGGAGCAGCAGCGGGGAAGGGACCAGCCAGAGUGUGAUUCAGGACCUCAGCCUUCUUCACCACCUGCACCAGCAUCCCCACCGAGACCUGUUACUGAGUGGCAGAGGCGAAGGCGCCCCUGGGAGCUCGGGUGAGCCAAAGCAUGAUGCCCAGGUCAAGAAGGCAAAGAGGCCAAAGCCAGAAACUCAGGGAAUCAAAGCCAAGCGGAAGCCAAGCGCUUCAUCCAAACCCCCCCUGGUGGGAGAUGCGGAAGGUGCCAUUGCAUCCCCCAGUCAGAAACCUCAUGUCUGCGAACACUGCAGCGCUGCCUUCAGGAGCUCCUAUCACUUGCGCAGACAUGUGCUCAUUCACACAGGGGAGAGGCCUUUCCAGUGCAGCCAGUGCAGCAUGGGUUUCAUCCAGAAGUACCUACUGCAGAGACAUGAGAAGAUCCACAGUAGGGAGAAACCUUUUGGGUGUGACCAGUGUAGCAUGAAAUUCAUCCAGAAGUACCACAUGGAAAGACACAAGAGGACGCAUAGUGGAGAAAAGCCAUACAAAUGUGACACUUGUCAGCAGUAUUUUUCAAGGACUGAUAGACUGUUGAAGCACAGAAGAACAUGUGGUGAAGCCAUAGGUAAAGCAGGUGCUGGAAUGGAGCCCGGGUCAUCAAAUAACAUGGGUAGCUUGGCUGCAUUAUCUCAGGGAAAUACAAGUUCCUCAAGGAGAAAAAGUAAAACAAAAAGUAUAUCCACUGAAAACAAAGGAAAUAAGUGUAGCAGCAAAGUAGCUGAAUCUCAAGUUGCAAGUAAUGUGGCUAUGCCAAAUUACGCAGUUGAUAUUCCUAUUGUGUCUUCCAGUGGUGGUCUAGUUGGCACGGGUGUAGAAGAACUUCAGAAAAAGGUGCCAAAAUUGAUCUUGAAAAAAGGAAGCAGAAAACAGGCAGACAAAAAUUACCUUAAUUUUGUAUCACCACUGCCAGAUAUCUUGGGGCAAAAACCACUGUCCGGGAAACAGAGUGGCUCUCUAGGCCUAGUAGCCAAUACUGGUGUAGAAACUAUUGGCCUUCUCCAAAGUACAGGUGGUAAACCAGGUCAAAUAAGUAGCAAUUAUGAUGAUGCCAUGCAGUUUUCAAAGAAAAGAAGAUACCUACAAACUGCAAGCAGUAACAGUGCCUUUUCAAUUAAUGUCGGACACAUGACUUCCCAGCAGUCCGUCAUCCAGUCUGCAGGUGUUAGUGUUAUGGAUAACGAAGCUCCAUUAUCUCUUAUUGAUUCAGCAUCUUUAAAUAGUGAAAUAAAGUCUUGCCACGACAAGUCUGGUAUUCCUGAUGAAGUCUUACAGAGCCUUUUGGACCAGUACUCCCACAAAUCGGAAGGCCAGAAAGAUGAUCCUUUCAGUAUAACUGAACAGCGUGUGGACUUGCACAGCUCAGGAGAACAUUCAGAGAUGGUUCAGGAAGAGAACUUGAGCCCUAACUCUCAAACAGUUUCAAAUGAUAAGGCAAGUAUGUUGCAAGAAUACUCCAAAUACCUCCAACAAGCCUUUGAAAGAACAACUAACAGCACUGGUUUUGCUUUUGGACCCAGCUUCCAAUUUGUUAGCUUGUCUUCAACUCUCCAUAACCACACACUGUUUCAAGACAAACAGAUAUACACUACAUCUCCACUUGAGUGUGGCUUCAGCCAAUCAGUUACCUCAGUAUUGCCAACUGCGUUGCCAAAACCUCCAUUUGGGAUGUUGCUUGGAUCUCAGCCAGGCUUUUAUUUGUCUGCUUUGGAGGCUACGCAUCAACAGUUGACUCCUUCUCAAGAGCUGGAUGAUCUCAUUGAUCCGCAGAAAAACUUGGAGACUUCAUCUAACUACCAGUCGACAUCUCAGAAACUGACUGGCCAGAAGGAACAGAAAAACUUAGAAUCCUCAACGAGCUUUCAGAUCCCGUCUCAGGAGUUAACUAGCCAGAUAGAUCCUCAGAAGGACAUAGAGCCUAGAGCAACCUACCAGAUCGAGAACUUUGCACAAGCGUUUGGUUCUCAGUUUAAGUCGGGCAGCAGGGUGCCAAUGACUUUUAUCGCUAACUCUAAUGGAGAAGUGGACCAUAGAGUAAGGACUUCAGUGUCAGAUUUCUCAGGGUAUACAAAUAUGAUGUCUGAUGUAAGUGAGCCAUGUAGUACACGAGUAAAAACCCCAACCAGCCAGAGUUACAGGUAAGGUCUUGACUGCAACCAGGCUAUGGGGUUUUCUUAACGUAAUUUUAUUUUACUUUGACAACACUGCCAUUGGAAUGUUUCUACACGGUCCUAUUAAUAAUGUAACAUGCCCUUUCAAUGCAACUUUUCAUAUUUAGUUUUAUUUUGUUAGUGUGAUUUUUUUUUUUUAGAUCUGUUUAUUAUGGUUUUUAAUCAAAAAUCAAUAGAUUAAAAUAGCGUUUUUGUUCAAGUGACAAUGUUUAGCAAUCAAAUUUACAUUAUAUAGAUUGUCAGGGAAUAGCCCAAAAGUUUAAAAUGCAAAAAAUUAACUUUGUUCCUAGGACUAAGGUUUAUUCUAAUUGCUUUACUCUCAGGAAAGUGUAACGAAGCAUGGGAAUUCUAUGCACCACUAGUGUACUGGAACUUCCGAUUUACAGAUAGUGACAAAUAUAUCUCAGCUUAUUGAGGAAGGGAUCUAUGACAUUUCAAAUUUGCUGUCUCUUGUGUUUGGGCUGAUCUGAAAGAAAUUUGCUACCUAAAUCUCGUCAUUUUUGAAGUAUUCCGGUUCUUCCAGGUGAUGCUCAUUCCAGGCAGGUGGAGCAGAUAUUCUUGGGUCUGUACUAAGAGCCCAGAAUGGUAGCUUUAAUACAAACAAUAAUGUCCCCAGAACUCAUGUGUAAGACUGUAAUUCCGUAAAGAGGUUCUGUUGACACAAACGGUGAGAACAAAGCAUGCGCGUCCGGUUCAUGUUGUUAGAACCCUGACUUGAAACUACAGU
Mesitornis unicolor (brown roatelo) is the source of this 3081-nucleotide messenger RNA. RefSeq names its product zinc finger protein 281 (gene ZNF281). Lineage: Eukaryota; Metazoa; Chordata; Aves; Mesitornithiformes; Mesitornithidae. The record is from RefSeq and is a predicted model, not a curated record. Gene Ontology annotation, biological process: regulation of transcription by RNA polymerase II. Gene Ontology annotation, molecular function: DNA-binding transcription factor activity, RNA polymerase II-specific; RNA polymerase II cis-regulatory region sequence-specific DNA binding. The transcript has a single exon. The annotation marks the transcript as partial. Gene Ontology annotation, cellular component: nucleus.